AUUGGAGGCUUGCCGCGUCACGAUAAGGGCGGACAAGUGGUGUGGUCCACAACAGCCUGUGUCAGGGAAGCUGAGGGUGCCGCCUAAAAACGUGCCUAGUUAUUGGAUACGUGUUGUUGCUAGGGGCGUGGGGUUGUGCCGUGAAAUAUUCCACCUUUCCAAACCCUGUCAAGAAGUGAAAUUUUAGCAAGACAACAGACAGUGAGAUGCGCUAAGAGCUGCCUGUUCCAGCUUGGAGGAACUGUGCCGCAGUGAGCAUAAUCUGAUAAGCGCUUCUCGGCCGUGCGCCGCUCCAGGACAGCACUCACUAGAAAAAAAAAAAAAGUACAGGUGGAUAGUUAAAGGAACGAUGCAGAGAUGUGGAAGUCACACCUCUCGGAGUUGAUUCGAAUCAACUCCGAAAUACCAACUAUUUCUUUUCACUGACCAGAAAUUGAAUCGAGUGGUGAUUAGAGGAGAUGACAGCUGCGCACUCGGCAGUCCCGUGAUGGGUCUUUUGAUGGAUUAGUGCGCGGCACAGCCUAAACAUCCAGGCCUGUCCAUGGUUGUGAUUUGUGUGCAGAAAUCACAUUUGUUUUGCGGAGUGCGGUGGAACGGCGAUCUUGGGUAAAGUGGAGGAAACGGUGUUUAGGGUGAGCUCAUAGGUUAAAAUGGCAGUGACAUCAACCUCAACUUGAAUAACUGUGAUCCAGUCGACUGCAGCAAGGUGGAUUGGGGCGUAAAGGGAAGCAAAGAGUGAUGCACCUAUCGCACCAGCUAGACAUUUUAUGGGAAUGUUAGAUAUCCUAAAGAAAUUCAAGGUAUAAGGCCUAUCCUAUGCUGGCAAACUGCGUCACCGCAUGUGAGUGUGUUGCAGGUAGGCAGCACACUCUCCCACCACCGGGGGAGGACCGUGCCGAUCAUCUUCUCCAAACAAUGUCACCGGUAAGUGUUUAACAAUUUACCGGGAAUGGAUUCAGCGGAGGAUUCAUGCAAAGAUCCGCCACUUGGAUCCACUUUUUCCUCAGUACCCAAUUUAGACUCGGACAUAAACGCAAACGCCUGUAGGCCUGUGUAUGAGAACGGGGCAGACCAUAACGUCAACGUACAAAAUGCAGCCCUGCGAGGAGCGAGUGAUCCCAGCGCCUAUCCCUCCACCGAUUACGGGGGACUCAUCCGCCAAAGGUUCAUUCGCCGAAGUUUGUGGUUUUCCGACUCGGAGGAUCAGCAAGUGGACGCGCCGGAGUCUGUCAACAGCAGCCCGGUGCUCAGCAUCCACCUGCGAUCCAUCGUUGAUCGGACUCGUACCCGAAACCGUCUGGGCUUUCGGGACAGUUCAAGCACAGAGAGCCAAGUGGGGCUGAAGGACAGCGCUACGGAGAGCGCCAGCGCAGAUGAGGAGAAGGACAGGAGCGAGAGCGACCGCAACGGUGAUGCUGUGCCGGCCGAUGUCACCGGCAAGGCUGGGAGCGACGAGAACGAGGAGGAACCGGGGAUGAAGGCUGUGUCCACCUCGCCCGGGGGCCGCUUCCUCAAAUUUGACAUCGAGCUGGGCAGAGGGUCCUUCAAGACGGUCUACAAGGGUCUUGACACCGAUACCUGGGUGGAGGUAGCAUGGUGUGAACUCCAGGAAAGGAAACUGUCUAAAGUUGAGAGGCAGAGAUUCAAAGAAGAGGCGGAGAUGUUAAAGGCUCUCCAGCAUCCCAACAUUGUGCGUUUUUAUGACUUCUGGGAAUCACCGUUGAAAGGGAAGAAGUGUAUUGUUCUGGUGACAGAGCUAAUGACCUCAGGGACACUAAAAACGUAUCUGAAGCGCUUUAAGGUGAUGAAGCCUAAAGUCCUUAGGAGCUGGUGCAGACAGAUACUCAAAGGCCUUCACUUCCUCCACACAAGGACACCUCCAAUCAUCCACAGAGACCUUAAGUGUGACAACAUCUUCAUUACAGGCCCUACAGGCUCUGUGAAGAUAGGAGACCUGGGCCUCGCCACGCUAAAGAGGGCCUCCUUCGCCAAAAGUGUCAUUGGUACACCGGAGUUCAUGGCCCCGGAGAUGUAUGAGGAGCACUACGAUGAGGCUGUGGACGUCUACGCCUUUGGGAUGUGUAUGCUAGAGAUGGCUACCUCAGAAUAUCCCUAUUCUGAGUGCCAGAAUGCUGCUCAGAUCUACCGCAAAGUCACCAGUGGGGUGAAACCUGCCAGCUACGGUAAGGUUAGCGACCCAGAGAUUAAGGAGAUAAUCGGGGAGUGUAUCUGCCACAGGUGGGAGGAAAGGUACUCUAUCAAGGACCUCCUGAAUCAUGCCUUCUUUGCAGAGGACACAGGCGUGAGGGUGGAGCUGGCUGAAGAGGAUGAUGGGAAGAAAUCGUCCAUAGCUCUGAAGCUGUGGGUUGAGGAUCCUAAAAAGCUGAAGGGGAAAUACAAAGACUCUGGUGCCAUUGAAUUUACGUUUGACUUGGAGAAGGAGGACCCGGAGGUUGUGGCCCAAGAGAUGGUGGAAUCAGGCUUUUUCCUGGACAGCGAUGUAAAAAUAGUUGGGAAGUCGAUCCGGGACCGUGUGGCUCUCAUCAAAUGGAGGAGGGAGCGCACUGUCCCUUCUGGAGAUGGCAAAGCAGCUGUGAAGAAGCCCCAACAGAACCUGCUGCAGGUGCCCUGUGCAGGUGUCCCACAGGGAGCCACAUUAGCUCCAGCAGAUUACGAAGACCCAGAGGCCAACCAGCACACCCUGCUCUGCACAGUGCCAGCCACCACAUCUACCACAUCUGACAGUGGAGUGGGCUCUACAAUACAAUCAGAUGAUCAGAGUCAGCAGAAUGGAACCUAUCAGUCCCUUCCAGAGCCCAUUUCUACAGCUCAGAUCAUAUACAGUCCUCCUGCACAGCCUGACCCUCAGCUGCACCGGGGGUCCUACCAGCAACCCACAGCACAGCCCUCACAUGACAACUACUCACAAGCCUCCACGCAACUGCACCAGGGAGCCUACCAGCAAACCACCAGUCAGCUGCACCAGGGGGCCUAUCAGCAGCCUGCAGCACAACUGCACCAGGCGCCUUACCAGUCUCAUACACGCCACUACAGUGAACCCUUUCUAGGCCAGCAGAACCUGCUCAUCACUGAGGGUGCAGCGUGUCUUAGGCGUGGAAGUUCCUCCCUGGUUGAGAUGUUACGAUGUAGGACCCAGUCUCUCAUUCAGACAACAAAUCCACAUUCCUGCUUCUGUUCCAAGCAGGAUCUGGAUUCAUCAAAUAGCAUACAGGGUUCCAGGAAGUCAGUGCAUGCUACAGACAGACCACUCUCUAACUCUGCCCAGAAUGUUUCAUCAUCAUCUUGUCACUUGCCACAUUGUCACUGUUCCCAUCAUGACUCGGCGAGUCAUUCCAAUUCAGACUGCCAUCCCCUGCCAUUACAACCCCCCUCACAGCUGCAUCUGAGCGCCCUGCUCAGCCCUAAACCUCACCACCACUGCAAAACCUGUGGGUCUCUCCUCCUGAUGGACAGGAUGAAAGCAGGAGGCUCUUUGGGACGCACACGCACAACCUCUCUCUCCCCAUACAUACAGCUUUCUCCAGUGUCUAAAACAGGCUCAGCCCCAUUUUCUCAUCCUGCCAGGCUUCCUGUAUUCUCUUCAUCACUUCCUUUAGCUCCGCCCUCUCCUUUGGUGUCAGCCAGUCCAGCAACUGCGCCAUCCCUGAUGACAUCACAUCUUGCCACACUGUCUUUACAAGAUCUGCUCCAAAGGAGUUUGUAUGAGGGUAGAGACCUCAAUCUUCUUGACCAGUGUCUCCAUCAUAUCGUCAGCCGCAGGGCAAGCUCCCCCACCCUCCCUGAAAGAGGGGUAAACAAUCAGACACACAGCCAUGGGGAAGCUGCGGGUAUUACCCCCUCAGUAUUUGAGCACACUGGCAAGAAUCAGACCCUGGAUGCACCUCCCAUCUUUAGCCCAUGUCUGGAAAGGAACCUGCUAGCAUCAUCACAUGACGGCAAAGGCAGACCAGGUCCAAUGACAGUUUCUGCUCCAACAACACCAGGCCCUUCUGUGCACCAGAGUAGACAGACAGCACAGAGCUUCCCAGCUGCAGCACCCGCAGUCCAGUCACAGCUUGCUGCCCAGCCCACCCAGGAGCAGUGCCAUCUCCAACCAGCUGGUAUCCUGCCCCAGACAUUAUCUGCAGACCAGCCUGUACCUCACCUGAGUCCUUCUGACAUAUCUGCCAGUUUUCCACAGUCAGCCGCCACUGGUGCACCACUUCUGCAGCCCCUGCAGAUCAGCACACAGUUUCCCUCACCAUAUCCUGUCAUUCAAACAGGGGGCUAUGAGCCCCCUUCCUUCACCCAAGCUCCUCUGCCAUCUGCCUACAGCAGCAGUGGCCCUCCCAUGCCCAGCCCCUAUUACUCACCUGCACCCCACCGUCCAUCUCUGCCUCUGACACCUCAUACUCCCUUGCCUUCCAUGCCCAGUCUUGGCACCCCCCAGACCCCAGUGUCCUUACCCCAGCAGGUGUCCAAUGUGACACUCCCUAUUCCACUUCUUGCCAUGGCAAUGCCCCCCACAGUGCCCAAACAGCAGGGGGGUGCACCCACUUCACAGCCAAACUUUUGCAACCUCCAUUCCACCCUUCCCUUGCCUCUCUCCCAGGUACAACAUACCCCAUACCCUGUCCCUCACCCUGAGCAGGAACUGGCAGAGCAGCCUGUCCAGGUACAAGCGAUUGCUGCACAGGAGAGUUUGGGAGAUGUUCAGGUUUUGGCUCCUGCCCACCCCGUCUUGCCUGCAGGCCAGACUCCACUCUGGGGGAGCAGGUUGGAUGCAGAAACUACUGCCGCUGGCCUAGACAUAACAUUAUCGGCAGUCUCAGCUCCUACAAUUCCAGCCACACCCCAAGCCCCAGCUACAGCCUUAGCCUCGGUGUCAGUCUCAGCCACUGUCCAAGUUGAAAGUCAAGCGGCAGCACAAGCUCCAUCUUCAGUCCCUGCACAAAGCCAAGUCCCAGUCCCAGUGACAGCUCAAGCUACAACCCUGCCUCAAGCCUCAGCUACGACUUUGGCUCCAAUCCCAGCUUCAGUUCCAGUCCCAAGUCAAGUUUCAACAGCAGCCCCAGUUCAAGCUCAAACCAAGGUCCAAGCACCAGUUUCUGCACCAGGUCCCACUUUAGAACCAUCAGCAGUCUCAUCUGCAAGCUCAGGCUCAUCAGCCCCAGCUAAACCCCAAUCCUCAGUUCUAGGUUUAGUCUCGGCCCCAGUUUCAGUCACACUGCCAGCCCCAGUUCAAGCUGCUACUCCUGGCCUUGCUACAGCUCCUGUCGCAGCCUCAGUCCCAGCUCCAGUUCUGCAGCCUGCUGGCAUGCAGACAGCAGCCCCAGUGCCUGAGUGUACCAGCCUGGCCACGACUCAGCAAAACCUAGACACUGCAUCUGCAUCUAGCUCCCCUCAACCAGAGCACAGUGUAGAGGAGGCCCUUCAGGAGAAGCCAGUGUUAUUGCCCAAUUACGCCUAUGACAGUCUCAACUCUGAUGUGACAUCUGGUAAGGAAACAAGUGACGGCUAUGAGAGCUUGGCUAGUGGCGGGAAGGGCGAUGGAAAACCCAGGAAACACCACCGCAAGUCUGCCCGCACACGUUCACGUCAAGAAAGGACCAGUAAACCCAAACUGAGCAUGCUCAAUGUUUGCAACACCGGCGAUAAAAUGGUUGAAUGCCAGCUGGAGACCCACAACCAUAAAAUGGUGACAUUUAAGUUUGAUCUGGAUGGAGAUGCUCCAGAGGAAAUUGCCACUUACAUGGUAGACAAUGGCUUUAUCCUACCAUUGGAAAAGGAGAUCUUCAUUGACCAGUUGAAGGACAUUGUGGAUAAAGCUGAAGACAUGCUGAACGAGGACAUGGAGGGUGAGAGGGUCUCCACCCUGGGUACUAGUCCUCAGCAAGGCCUUACCUCUGAAGGGCUAGCAGGAGAGAGUCAGCAGCCUGGAGCUCCUCAGCCUGUCUACCAGCAGAAUGUUCUUCAUACAGGAAAACGGUGGUUUAUAAUCUGCCCUGUGGAGGAGACUCCUACAUCCAGCCAGGAGACCCCUUCUGAUGGGACAACUGCCCAGUCCCCUGGCAGUUCAGCCACUGCCCAGCCUGCUGAUGGUGGAACUGCAGGGGCAGCUGCAUCCAGAGAAGAGGGGUCUUCUUCCACAAUGUCUGGUGGAAGUGGAGGCUUCACCUAUGAAGUUUAUGGAUUCUGUAGUCCUCCAAUCAUGUCCAACACAGACCCGCUCCUCUUGGCCACUCUGUCUCCCCCUGUGUCUGCACCUCCGACCCUUCAGUCAUUGGAGCCGAGCAGCAGCUCAGUGCAGCAGGCCCAGCCAACCAGGGCUCAGACUGUGGCCCCAUCAGCUCCACACGCCUCUCUGCCUGCAGAUGAGUCACAGGGAUCACCUCUGGGCACGGUGUCCCCCGUCCAUGCUGCUCAGCAGAUGGCAGAGAUGGCAUGUGCCACCUCCAUGGCUGAGGAAGUGCCGUGCUGCCCUCUGGUCAUGCCGUUGUCUCUGGAUGUGAGCGGUGCCCAGGGAGGCUCUCCUCUCACUCCUCUGACCCUCCAGGAGCCAGGCUCAGCCAGAGAGCCCCUGUCUGUCUCCUACUCCUCUGCGACACGGAGCGACCGCCCACAGCAACCUGUAGUGCUCCACCAGCCAUUUGCUAGUGUGGGAGGGGCCAAGGUGUCCUCACUACCCCAGAGCCCGGCACCGACUCAGCAUCCAGCAGUGCCCAAUGAAUCAGAUGGUGAGGGACGGGUAGGCCGCGGGGGCUUUGUAGACAGCACCAUAAAAACUCUGGAUGAGAAAUUGAGGAACCUGCUCUACCAGGAAUAUGCUCCCAUGUAUCCGUCUGGCAGCACUGCAGAGACACCGGGCUCUGGCACUGAGUACAUCCAGUCUCCACCUGGUCCAGACAGCGCCACAGGGGGGUCGGGAAACAGCACCCCAGGGCCAAUGGGGGAGGGACGCUACAGGGCAGGAGAACAGCUGCCUCAAAUUCCAGAGAGAAUGGAUAGUUUGAGCACACUCAGUGACUCAGCUGUGUGUGCUUCCAUGUCAAGACGACAUGUUCCCCACUCUGCUUCCUGCUCUGGAACAAGAGGCCGAUUUAAGAUAAUUUCUGUUCCUCCUGAAGUGGCUAACAGACGAGAUGUGAAGCAAAGGAGCUGGAGCAGUGCUGCCUCACCAGCUCAUCCUGGAAGCCACAUUGGAGACCCUGGUCAGGCUGAGGCCAUGACCGCAUCCACUACAAUUGGGCGUUUCUCCGUGAUUAGCACUGAAGAUGACAUCACAUUGAGGACACGUUGCAGCCGCUACUCUGCACCACCUGACUUUUACCUAGACACGCCCCCGUCUCUGGCCAAACGGGGCUCCCUGCCACGAGCCCUGACCUCCAAUUCUGUCCCUGUGGACGUCACUGUCCACGCUCGCUUCCUCUCCUCGGACUCUGGGGCUGAGAGCAGCCCUGCAAAGCUGGCCCCUGCCACACCAUCCCAGCAUGCUCGCUCAGAGCGCAGGGGAAGUGAUCUGAUGAAGAGGGCAGUGGCUUUCCUUCGUCGUUCUGGCCGCAGCAGCAGCGUGCAGAGCUCUGACUCACCAAGCAGGCAUGGAGGCGUGCAUGGCUCGGCCUAUGCUAGCAGUGAUAAUGAUUCAGAGAUGGAGGACUCAGAUAUGAAGAGAGAACUACAGAGACUCAGGGAGAAGCAUCUGAGGGAGAUCUCUGAGCUGCAGGCCCAUCAGAGGGGAGAAGUGGAACUGUUGUAUCGCCGGCUUGGCAAAGUCCCUCCUCCUGGCCUGGGUCUGUCACACACAGCGCCACCUACAGGUCGUAGGAAGCGGUCCAGCAAGCACAAACUGAAGGCCGGCAAACUCCUCAGCCCUCUUGUUCAGCAGUUUAGAAACGUCACAACCAAAACUAGUGAUUCAAGCAAAGCCACAGCAGGUGAACCCACAGUCAGUUUGAAUGGAUCUCCAGCUAAAGGCCCGGCCCCCACACAUGGCAGGGCGCGCUCAGGCACCAGCCACCUCCCGAGCUCCACCUCAGAGCCUGUUCAGACCCAGCAGCCCUGCUCCCUCAAGGGCUCUUUGUCUUCUGAUAACAUUUACGCCGGGCUCCAUGGAGAUGUCAGCGGUACACAAGCUCCGAGUGGACAAGGCUGGCCUAAUUACCCUCAACCAUCUGAGAGAGUGACCUAUAAAUCGAGUAGCAAGCCACGAGCUAGAUUUCUCAGUGGGCCUGUGUCUUUGUCCAUCUGGUCAACGCUGAAGCGACUGUGUCUUGGCAAAGAGCGAGGCAGCAGGUCUGGAGCAGGAGCUUCCAAUCAGUCACAGCAGCCACCAACUACUGCCACGCCCCCUUCCCAUCAGCCAGUGAUGGGGCUGGCCCAAGCUCAGGCCAAUAACAGCAACAAUAAGACGGGCACCUACACUGGCACAUUUGUAGGUGUUAAUGAAAGCAAUCUGACUGAUGACCUCCAGUGGCUAAUGGAUGACUGGGCCCAGGAGGUUCUUAUUGUCACCCACAGGCCACGCACCAACUCCCUCAGUAUCAGCGGGCAGCAGCUAUGGAGUCAGGCUGCACCUCGAACACACGACGGACUGGCAGGUGCUGCGGAUGUACCGUCAUGGACAGCCCCAGGUCCUGAGGGUAGCAGCUUCAGGUCAACAGUGAUGACCAGCCCCUCUAUAGGGCACCAGCCUAGUUAUGAGCUACCUUCCUCUGCUCCAUUCAGCGGUUUGUCCUCACCUCUCUGUGUGACCCAGUGGCCUGGGCUGCCCUCUCCCCUCUCUUCAGGGGUCUUUGCCUUUCCUGCUGUGCCCUCAGCCCAGGAUGCUCCCACCCCCAUUCCAGCUCCAUCAUAUGAGCCCCCCGACCCUAAAGCUAGGACUCUCUAACCCGAGUAGCAUUGUGUCUUCCAACUCUGUUACCAAAAAUAAAUUUCAUUAUAGCUCUAGUCAAUCUACUGUGCAUAUAUUGUAUAUAUUAACCAGCAUGUAUGUAACCAUUUGUACAUAGCCUGCUGUAUUCUUGAGUUUGAGGAUUCAUUUGCGUCGGUAUACCUCAUGUCCAUACUGCAGUACAUAAUCUUUGUGUGCAGCAAAUUAUUGGUAGUAGUACAUGAAAAAAGAUAUAUAAUUAGCCCAUUCAGGCUUGAAAGUGCAGAUUUUUUUUCAGUUUAUUUUGUACAUUACCACUUGUUUAAUGUACAUAAUCACUGGUACAUUGUUCAUUCAUGGUGUUUGUAUACAAAUAGUUCAUGUUUGCAUUACUCAUAUCAUCCCAAUGUAUGUAAGCUGCCGUGUGUAUAUAAACUCCUAUUAGUCUGUACAUAGCUCCUGUGUGUUUCUACAGGUAACAUUAGAUAAUCCAUACUGUUAGCAGGUGCUGCAGAGAUGUGUCUUAAUGCAACACCUAAUCACUGUCAUGCCGUCACUGUGAAGCCUUGACAUCCCAGUCACUAGGACUGGUUGCUUGACUCUGCUCUCUGUCCAAGGAUAGGUCGCUUUUCUUCAUCAAUGAAAUGCUUCCAGCACAAACGCUUGAAAUAUCCUUAAGAGAUUUGAAUGAACUUGAACUUUAUCUUCAGGUGACAAAAAAAUUACCUGUGAGAGUGCCUUGAAUAGCGGUUACAGUUUUUUGAAGAAAAGCAUUUCGAAUCAAAACAGACAAAGGUAAAUGAUGUGAUUUGAAUGAUGAAUGUGGAUUUAAACUGUACAACUGAGACGUAUUUAAUUUAGCUAUUGAAAACAUAACUGAACAGUUUAAUCCGAUCCUGUUGCAGUUCGUAAAAAAUAUCACUUACUGUAACAAUUGUCCAAAAUUGAGUUAUGUAAUAUCUUUACUGUGAAUUGUUCCUUGGUCACUGAAGUUAUCUAUUGAUAGUUACAUGGUUUUGCUCUACCACCUGCACCACAGCCUGCAUGAAUACACUGGUAUUCUGAAUGUGCACAGGUUGAUAUGGUGAGAUGUAGGGUGAUAUUCUUAUAAAAUUGGCAUUGAUAUCAUACAACAAGGAGGGCUGACAGACUCACCAUAUGAGUCUUCUCAAAAUCAUUAUCAUCUCAUACCUCUUCUGAUGCACCCUGUAGCUUUACAUAUUGUUGCCUUUGUGGUUUCUAUGAGAUUACAGUUUGCUUGGUUUUGUUGGUAAAAGGUGACAUCACAUGAAUGUUAGAGGCAUAUAUAGAAUGUGAUUUAUUGAAAAGCCACAACAGUUCAGUCAAAAUGUUGACACACUGUUUGUACAGUACAUUUGUUAUGUUAUGGAAUCAAGGAUAUUAGAUGCUGACCUCACAUGAUCAUCUGGCUCGCAAAGCUAACUAUAUGCAGUAUGACUGACUUUAUUCAGAGGUUUGCAGCAAAGAUUGUGCUACCAGGGGGUUCUUAUUUGAAUAGAGUGACCUCUAAAAAGAGACUUGCAUUAGUUAUUUCCACCAGUGAUUUAACAUGCUAAUACUAUUUUGUAGAGAGUGUUGUGUGCUACAGGGUUUUGUUUUGUUUUUCUUAUAAAACUUCUUCAACUCCUUUUGGAGGACAGGCAGGUGUAUUCAUCAAUGCUUUGAUAUAUUCUAAAAAAAAAAAAAAAAAAAAAAAGUGGCAAAAUGCAUCCAUUCAUUUGAGAAGUAUUAUGGUAUAAUGAGGCAGACAUUUCUUAAAAGCUGACAGAGCCACACAGACAAACUGGUCAACGCAGUUCAUUUUCACUGCAGAUUAAACUCAAAGAAAAGCAAACUGUGUUUGUUUGGACCUCUGUACGGUUCCAGUGCAAGACAUUGUGCUGUGAUCUGAGAUGGCCAAGCUGCAAGCUCUUGAACUUCAACCUUUUGCUUGUUACAAUUUGAACCCUCUCCCAUUUGCACAGUGUGCAGCUGGGUUUGUUUAAAUUAACGUUUUGUUGUCAGGAAGGCAGAAUAUCUUCCAUGAAAUAGGGAUUUUUGUUUCUCUGGAACAUGUCUUCUAUGCAGCUAUUUUCAUGUGCUUUACACAGUAAAUCUUACCUUCGGUCUCUUUAAUGCUUGUAAUGAAAGCUACGUGUAUGAUUGCUUUUGCCUGCUGUAUCGCCUGUUUUCCCUGCACUUUCCUGACCUGGUCAGAAGUACUCUUUCACAAAAGCUGUACAUACUUGAAGACAGAAAUAAUAAAUUCAUUUUUGCUCGAGACCA
Myripristis murdjan (pinecone soldierfish) is the source of this 11155-nucleotide messenger RNA. It is a transcript of the gene wnk2, whose product is annotated as WNK lysine deficient protein kinase 2. NCBI's taxonomy places the organism in Eukaryota, Metazoa, Chordata, Actinopteri, Holocentriformes, Holocentridae. Gene Ontology annotation, biological process: protein phosphorylation. Gene Ontology annotation, molecular function: ATP binding; protein serine/threonine kinase activity. The transcript has 30 exons. The record is from RefSeq and is a predicted model, not a curated record. The coding region runs from base 950 to 8887 and encodes 2645 amino acids.